CGCUACUGCGUUGGGUCACGUGUUAAACCAUGACAACACGGAAGGAAAGCAUCAUGGCGGACGAUCAGGCAGCAGCUCCAGAAACAAAUAAUGAACAACCAAUAGAAGCUGAGGAGGUGGCACCACCAGCUGAAGCAACAGAAGAGACUCCUCCUCCUGCUGCAGAGGAAAGUACAGAAAAUGAUGUUGCUGAGCAACCAGCCACUACAUCUGAUGAAGCUCCUGUAGUGGAGGACACAGCUGAUGUCGCACCAGCUGAAAAAGAUGGUCAAGAAACUGAGGGGGAAGCAGCUCCUGCAGCUGAAGAUGCUGUAGCAGCUGAGGAACCAAACGCUGAAGCUGGAGGAGAACCCCCUGCUGAUGGUGCUGAAGCGCCUGCUGAGGAUGGGGAAGGAGAACAAGACAAACCAACUGAAGGAGAACCUGCUGCAGAAGGAGAAAAAGUUGAUGAUGAAGAAAGCAAAGAACCCGAAAAAACAGAGGGAGAGGGAGAAAAACCUGAAGAAGGAGAUGUCGAAAAGGAAGCAGGUGAAAAAGCUGAGGGUGCGGAAGGUGCAACUGAAGGAGAGGAGAAACCAGACGUAGUGGAUGGCGAAGAGAAACCAGAAGCAGAUCAAGAAGGAGGCCAAGCUGUAGAAACUAUUCUUGAAGAUGAAGAAGGUGAAGUGAAAGAAGAACAAAAAGAGGGCUCUCCAGUUCCACAAAGUGAUACAUUUGCUGAAGGAGAACGACCAGAGACACCAACUGUUGCAGUCAUGGAACCACUAUCAAGGGAAGGCACCCCAAGAGGUUCACCAGAACCAUUAGAUGCUGGAACACCAGAACGCAGAGCAUCUCCUGUACAAGAAGAAGAUGAGUACUAUUAUGAAGCAGAAGAAGAAGAAGAAGAAGAAGAAGAAGAUGAGGAACCAAUGUACUCCAGAGAAGAACUCAUAGAAGAAUACCAGAGUUUGAUGUCAGAGAGAGAGCAAAUGGCUAACCAAAACUUCCAGCUACAGCACAAACUGGCUGAGUAUUUUCACAAAAAAAAGUCUGAUGACCAGAGACAAGAUAUGGAUAAGAAUGUCACUGACCAAGAACAGAGAUAUCUUAAAUAUAUGGCAAAUCUUGAGGAAUUGCGAGACAAAGACAGUCAUCAGAGGAUGGACUAUCAACAGCAAAUUGAUGAAUUAAAAGAUAAAAGACAACAGAAACAAGAACUUGUCACUGAAGAAAACAAAGACUUCCAGGAGUUCAAGAAACAAGUUGCUGUGGCCUCUGUAAACAGUCGAUCCGGGAAACCAAUUCCACAAAAAGAUAUUGAACAAUUCUUGGGUCUAGAGAUGAAGAAAGAAUUGGAAGUAGUUCAAGUAAGAUUAGAAAACAUAAAACUGAAAAACAGACUGAAAAAGAGAGAACAACAAUUGAAAGCAAAAGAAGAACUAGCAGAAGGAUUACAUCUUAUAGAUUUUGAACAGUUAAAAAUUGAAAACCAAACAUAUAAUGAAAAGAUAGAGGAGAGGAAUGAGGAGCUUCUCAAACUUAGGAAGAAAAUAACAAGCACAGUGCAGGUGUUGACUCACUUGAAAGAGAAGCUACAGUACGUACAAGCAGAGAACCAAGUCCAAAAGGUCCAGUUAAAAGAUGUGGAAGCUUUAGUAGCACAGAAACGUGACAUCCUUUCGAGAACCAAAAAAGCCAGAGAUAUGUUGAGAAUUGACAACCACAGACUUCGACAGAAGUCUGGACUUCUUGGUAACGAGUCAUUAUUGAGAGAUUUUGAAGAACGCAAAGAUGAGGGCGAUGAACUCAAACAGAAUCUUGAAGCCUUGAAAAGACGACAUGCUGAACUUGUACUCAAUACUAAUGGAUUCAGAAAGAAAAUUGAACAUGCUAGGGCUGCAAGAAACUAACUCUAUUAGAAUUAAUUUGUAUAUAAGACUAUUGUUUAAAUCCUAUGUUACUCCAACUUUAUUUCAUGCCCUUCAUCUCAACACUACCAGAAUUGUAAUUAUAACAUAAAAUUUACUGUAUGUAUAUAUUAAGACAUCUUAAAAUUAAAAUUUUGUAUUCUUUGUGAAAAAAUAAUUA
Saccoglossus kowalevskii is the source of this 2070-nucleotide messenger RNA. Its product is annotated as cilia- and flagella-associated protein 184-like. Gene Ontology annotation, biological process: cilium assembly. The record is from RefSeq and is a predicted model, not a curated record. NCBI's taxonomy places the organism in Eukaryota, Metazoa, Hemichordata, Enteropneusta, Harrimaniidae. Gene Ontology annotation, cellular component: axoneme; ciliary basal body.